AGAGGGGACUUUUUAACCGAGGACCAUGAUUUAGCAAACGGCAAGUCUGACCAGUGGCAAUUGGUCUCGAUGCGAUGUCAAAGGUGAGUCCACGCUGCGCGCUUCCCGAAGCCACUUCGCACCUGCAAGUUCACUCGAGUAUUUCCGUAACAUGUGAGAAAACCGACCACGUGCUACGAAACUGUGAUGCGCAAUCAUUCUAUAGUGCUCCCCGAGGUGAUUCUAUCGUUUCAUCGGCUGCUGGGUCAUGUGCCUGCGUUCCUGGUUUUUUCCCUUUUGCUUUCGCAGCAUCGACUGCGUGGUUGAGUGCUUACGUUCCUGUUUACUGGCCACUGUAAAGUGUAGCGUUUGAUUGUUCGUUACCCUUUGGAUAGUUAUAUCAUCUGACAACUUCGCAUGUUUUUUAAGAAGCGCACAAGCUAGUGUAACUAAACGGCACAAUGGAAGUCUUGAAAUAUCUAAAAGGAUUGACAGUGAUGCAUCUUAUGUUCGCCAUUGCAUUCUUUACAUCCGGUGUGAUUAUUAAUUUCUUCCAAUGCGUUUUAUAUCUUGGAUUGAGGCCUUUCUCGAGGUAUCUUUACCGGAAGAUCAAUUAUUAUCUCUGUUAUUCCAUUAACUGCCAGCUAAUAUUCUUGACAGAGUGGUGGUCAGACUCGGAGAUUGUGCUCUACAUAGAUAAAGAAGACUUCAAAAAGUAUUAUGGAAAAGAGCACGGUUACAUUAUAAUGAAUCAUUCUUAUGAAAUUGACUGGCUAAUGGGAUGGUUACUUUGCGAUCGAAUAGGAGUAUUAGGGAAUUGCAAGGCAUAUGCUAAGAAGUCUGUACAGUACAUUCCACCCUUAGGAUGGGCCUGGAAAUUUGCCGAAAGCGUCUUCCUCGAAAGGAAUUGGGAUAAGGACAGAGAAAUUAUUGGAAGACAAAUUAAGGAGCUGAUAAAUCAUCCAGAUCCGAUUUGGCUUUUACUAUAUGCCGAAGGGACUCGAUUCACUCCGGAGAAGCGAGAGGCAAGUCAAAGGUUCGCCAGGGAGAAAGGAUUACCAGUAUUGAAGUACCAUUUAACACCCCGAACCAAAGGAUUUACUGCUAGCGUACCUUACAUGAAGGGAAAGAUACCAGCGGUGUAUGAUGUGCAACUAGCAUUCAAGACAUCGGAUACUGUGAACCCCAGUAUAACGAAUCUUCUCUUCGGCAAGAAGGUUGUGGGCCAUUUAUAUUUUAAUAGAAUACCAAUGGAGGAAAUUCCGGAUGACGAAACUGGAGCUGCAGAGUGGCUUCACAAACACUACCAACAGAAGGAUCGAAUGGCGGAGAGCUUUUUCGAGACGAAUGAUUUCUUUGCGACGAGCGGCGUACCAAGAGUAGAACCGUUCAAGCUUAAAAAGAGAUAUUAUGCCGCAAUUAAUACUUUGGGCUGGGCAGUCAUCGUCCUUGUCCCAAUGCUCUACUAUUUAGUUAACUUAUUCCUCUCGGGCUCCACUGUUUACUUCUCCAUUGGCGUGGGAAUCCUUGUUUUAUUUUAUCUUUUAAUGAAGAAGACGAUCGGGAUGUCCGAAAUAAGCAACAGUUCUUCAUACGGUUCUACCGAGACGAAGAGAGUCAAGUCAUGAGAUUAGGUUUGACCCUCUGAGAUUAUCAGCAACGAGAUCUUGAGCAGCACAAAGAAGAACGUUAUCCGAAUGGAGGAAAGCUAGUAUUGUACGGUGACCUCUUUUAAUUUAUACCUCAAUGCAAGUCGAUGAUGUACUUGAGUUUCCAGUGGCGCCAACUCGGUUACGAAAUGCUACCGCCUAGCCUAUGACUAAUUAUUAUGUAUGUACUUAGUAUUAUUGCAUAAGAUUUAUGACAUACUUUUCUGUUUAUACUCCUUUUCAUAUCUAUAAUAAUUGUUAUUGUUGAAUAUACGACUGUUUAACUCCA
Molecule: messenger RNA, 1917 nt
Organism: Orussus abietinus
Lineage: Eukaryota; Metazoa; Arthropoda; Insecta; Hymenoptera; Orussidae
Product: 1-acyl-sn-glycerol-3-phosphate acyltransferase gamma
Exons: 8
Coding region: 441-1607 (388 amino acids)
Cellular component (GO): endomembrane system
Molecular function (GO): 1-acylglycerol-3-phosphate O-acyltransferase activity
Source: RefSeq, a predicted model, not a curated record